CCCUGUUGCCUGUUGGCCGCAAAGCGAACACUGCGCGCACCUUUCUCUCCUCCUUCCCCUUUCCUGCUCCCCGCACCCUCAAAACUCUCCCCCACUCUCUACGCCGCUAGUGGCAUGGGCUAGGGAGGGAGCCCCUAUGCCUCGCGUGCAUGUCCGCGCGGGCGCAGACAUAGGCAUGGAACGGGCCGCCGCGGCAGCGGCAGAGCUGGAGGCACAAGAAGCCCCACACGGCAACCCCCCGGAGGUUGCGGGGCCGGUUGUCGGCGCGGGCGCGGGGCAAGGACUCGAAGAGCAGGAGGGUUCCGACGCGGGCUGUCCCCUUCGAGGUGUCUGCGGGAGGGAGGAGGAGGUGCCGCUGCGGCUGCGGCUCGGGAGGGCGAGGCGGAGGGCCGGACCCAGCACGCCGGCGCCGUCGUGGAAGGUGGAGCCUUCGCCGGGGCUGCUAGAGGGGGAGAUGCAUGCUGCUGCUGCUCCGGCGGCGGCGGCCACGAGGAGGAGCUCGGCAUCGUCGUCGGCUUCGGCGCGGCAGCUGGGCGCCAGCCUCUGGGAGAUCCACGACGUGACGCGGGAGGGCCGCCGCAACGGCGCACGGAGGCGCCGGAGCGGGAGGGGGCUUGUCGGCAUCGGCGCCGAGGUGGAUAAGCCUCAGGGUUCAGGCGGCUUUGAUAGGAAUCUUGCAGAUUCAUCUAAGGAUCAUCAUAACUUGCGUCAAGAACGGAGUCAUGCAGUACAACCUUUUUCCCCUGCAAGUUAUACCAGCUCAACUGGGGAUUCCUAUAUGUACCGAGCUAUCAACCCAGCUCGUUCUUUGGAUGUCAAGGGUAGAUCUAGGGGGGCAGGUGAUAACCUUAAUACAUCAACAGAACUAUUGAAGGUUCUAAAUCGAAUUUGGAGCCUGGAAGAACAGCAAACUGCUAAUAUGUCAGUGAUUAAGGGUUUAAAGUUGGAAUUACAGCAGGCACAGGCACGUAUUCAUGAAGUUACGCAGGAGAGACGAGGAUACCGCCAUGAAGUUGCUUCCCUAAUGAGGCAACUCUCUGAGGACAAACUUGCUCGGAAGAAUAAGGACCAAGAUAAGAUUGAAGGAGCCCUUUUUUCCAUGCAAGAUGAACUAGAGGAUGAGAGACACCUUAGGUGGCGUUCUGAGGGUCUCCAUAGGAAGUUUGGCAAGGAGUUAACUGAGGUAAAAUCAGCAUUUCUGAAGGCAGUUAAGGACCUUGAGAAGGAGAAGAAAACAAAUCAACUCUUAGAAGACCUCUGUGAUCAGUUUGCAAUGGGAAUUCGAAACUAUGAAGAGGAAGUCAGUGUGCUAAAACAAAGGCAUGCAAAUAGUUAUGAACAUAAGUUUGAUAAGUCGGUGCUCCAUAUUUCGGAAGCCUGGCUUGACGAGAGAAUCCAAAUGCAAAAUAUUGAUGUCCAUGAAGACUUGCUGCAGAAAACCACAAUAACAGAGAGGCUGAGCAGUGAAAUCCAGGCUUUCAUUCUUGCUAAAAAAUCAAGUAGCUCUAAGACUAAUUUAAAAUUGAAAUACAUAAAUGAUAGUAGACGAGAUUCUAGCUUAUGUCGGCAAUCCCUUGAAUCUGUCCAUUUGAAUGGAGCCACCAGUGCUCCUCAGCUAGCCGAAGAUGAUGAUGAUUCUGUUGCUAGUGAUUUGCAUUGCUUUGAGCUGAACAUGCAUGGAAAUGGCAAUCAUAAACAUCACCAUACAGGACCCCACAGAAGUGGCACAGCAAGCAUGGAUGCACCGAAGAGAAUAUCAGAAUACUCUUGUAGUACAGCUGGUGAAAGUUCGCAUAUGUCACAUGCGCCAAUUUAUGCACAGAAAGACAAGGCAAGGUCUAGUAGCAACAACCCACAGUACGCAGAUAGAAUUCCAGCAAUCAACUCAUACAGCAGUGCUGGAAUUACUCCAGCAGAAGAACAGAAUGAAAUCACUUGCACCCAUAUUUCUCGAGGAUCUCACAUUGGCUCGUCCGUUCACAAUUUGGAGGCUCGUCAUGCUGACUUGCUGGGCCAAGAAUCCCUUGAUCAUUACUCCGGAACAAGUCUAUUUUGUGAAGGGACUAAUUCAGGGGAUUUAUGCAACGUCCACAGUGGCAGUCCAGCACGAAAACUGAAAUCCACGCUAUUGGGCCACGAGAUAGUUGAAUGCUCACCGGAAUUGCCAGUGGGGGUAAAGGAGAACACUCUGAAGGCAAAAUUACUUCAAGCAAGGCUAGAGGGGCGGCAUGCUAGAUUGAAGGUGUCAGGAGGUUCCUUAUCCAGCAGGAGAAAAUGAGAUAAUGGCGCCAAUGGGUUUCAGUUUCGCAGUUUCGAUGCCAUGCAGCAAAUCAGAGCAAUAUCUGGCUUAUAUAGCCGGGGCAUUUCCUUCAGCGUCAGUCAAUUCAGUAACCUUGUACAUUGCUAGCUACAGACUAUGUGAAUCCUAUGCGACUGAACAUCUAUGUAAAUUAGUCUGUUAAUCAGCUGUCCAGGAUGGCGAGGCCAAAGAACUCAACUUUGAUAACGAUUUUUUGUAUGGCACUUGCAUGUCGAUAACCUUUGCCUGUUUAAGAUCUUUCCAUGGCCAGUCUAUAUGAGGCAUUUCAUUUUGCAUCA
This is a messenger RNA of Brachypodium distachyon (stiff brome), 2598 nucleotides long. RefSeq lists its product as uncharacterized. The record is from RefSeq and is a predicted model, not a curated record. Bases 137 to 2278 code for a protein of 713 amino acids. The transcript is spliced from 3 exons. Lineage: Eukaryota; Viridiplantae; Streptophyta; Magnoliopsida; Poales; Poaceae.